Molecule: messenger RNA, 4479 nt
Organism: Danio rerio (zebrafish)
Lineage: Eukaryota; Metazoa; Chordata; Actinopteri; Cypriniformes; Danionidae
Gene: coro1b
Product: coronin, actin binding protein, 1B
Source: RefSeq, marked provisional
AUCGAUGCUUUAAUUCUAGGCACAUUCGCUGAGGAAUUUACCUCCCAUCCUCCUUUUUCCUUCAAAGCUAUCGACGCUCUUUUUUCUUUAUUUUAACUUCCUCAAAAGCCCGAUUUUGUAAAGUACCUUUGUGUAUACUUCGAAAACACAUAAAUGUGCUUUUAUUUCCGUUGGUGAUAUGGAUUAAUUUGGCGAUGCUUGCUAAAAUUGACUGGAUGUAAUUGCUCCACCUGACCAUGCAGAAUAUCCAGAACAACACGCUGCAAGGAUUAGUGUUGUUUACAUAGAUUACUGCGUUUAUACACAGCGUAUAUUUACACAUCAAAUCGCUUUCUUAAUUUUAGCACAUCUUCCAAGAAAGGGAAAAGAGAAGAGAAGAAAGAAGGAAACCCCAAAGAGAGUCAUGUCCUUCAGGAGGGGUGUUGUGAGGCAGAGUAAGUUCAGGCAUGUGUUUGCUCAGGCCUGGAAGGCUGAGCACUGUCUUGAUGAUGUCAGAGUGUCCCGUGUGACGUGGGACGGCCCUCUGUGUGCUGCCAAUCCCAAGUUCAUCGCCGUUGUCAUUGAGGCUGGAGGAGGUGGAGCCUUUCUUGUGUUGCCACUCGCCAAGAGCGGACGAGUGGACCAGAACACGCCGACAGUCUGCGGCCAUGCUGCGCCAGUGCUGGAUGUGCAGUGGUGUCCACAUGAUGAUAAUGUCAUCGCCAGCGCUUCAGAGGACUGCACUGUCAAGAUCUGGCAGAUUCCUGAUGGAGGUCUCAUGUCUCCCAUGUCCGAAGCUGUGGUGACUCUGGAGGGUCACAGUAAAAGAGUGGGCAUCUUAGCCUGGCAUCCGUCUGCACUGAAUAUCCUGUUGACUGCAGGAUGUGAUAAUGUGCUUUGUGUGUGGGACGUGGGCACUGGAGAGCUGGUUUACCAGCUAAGUGAUGCCCAUCCAGACCUGAUCUACAGUGUGAGCUGGAACCGCGAGGGAAGCAUCCUGUGCACCACCUGUAAAGACAAAGCCUUGCGAGUCAUUGAUCCCCGGCGUGGGACUGUCCUAAAGGUUCGAGAGAAGGCUCAUGAGGGCACCAGGCCGAUGAGAGCUGUAUUUCUGGCUGAUGGCAAAAUCCUGACAACCGGCUUCAGUCGCAUGAGUGAGAGACAGCUUGCCCUCUGGGACACGAGAGAUCUCUCAGAGCCCAUGGCCACUCAGGAAAUGGACACCAGUAAUGGAGUUCUGCUUCCAUUCUAUGACCCAGACACCAACAUGGUUUACUUGUGUGGCAAGGGGGAUUGUACCAUUCGUUACUUUGAGGUGACGGAUGAGUCACCGUAUGUUCAUUUUCUGAGUCUGUACAGCAGUAAGGAGCCACAGAGAGGUGCUGGUUUUCUAAGCAAGCGAGGAGUGGAUGUCAACAAGUGUGAAAUAGCAAGGUUCUAUAAGCUGCAUGAGAGGAAGGUUGAGCCCAUAUCUAUGACUGUGCCAAGGAAGUCUGACCUGUUUCAAGGGGAUCUGUACCCGGAUACAGCGGGAUUGGAACCGGCUCUUCUGGCGGAGGAUUGGAUAGCAGGACAGGAUGCUCCUCCAGCCCUCGUUUCCCUCAGUGGAGGCUAUACAGCUCCUCCAUCCAAAGGCGGGACACUGAGAGGACGACCCAAACUGCUCUCUCCGACUAAUACUAGUCCCACCAGCACUACUGCACCAGCAAACCCUGUGACGGUUGAGAUGGAAAGCGAGGGUUUGAGCCACGGGCGAGGUGGAAGAGAUGUAGAUGGUGGGAUAGAGAGAGUGAAGAAAGAGGAGGACCAGCUUUCAGACAUCCUGACGGAGGUCCGGGCUCUGCGCGCUCUGGUUCUGGCUCAGGGUCACAGGAUCGAUGUUCUGGAACGGCAGCUCGCGCGCAUCGAGGAUGGCGAAGUGUGAUGGAAAAAACCACAAACACAUCACGACACAUAGCCUUAUUACCCAGAUUCAAAGAGCUUCACUGAAGGCUUAUGGGAAAUGUAGUUCCAUUACUAGUGACGUAGAGAUACAGAGAGACCUAACUGAGCUUUAUUGAUUACAAAUGCACUGAUACUUAAUAUGGUAAAUGCUGCUCGUUUUGUGCUUCUAAUAGGGCUGUUUCAUCAGGUACUUGCUUCUGCUAACUACAGAUACUUAAUUCUGAAUUUGGUUAUGUCGACGUUUGCAUAAACAUGCAAAGUUUCAAUGAAAAGCAGACUUGAUGGUCUCUAGUAGCGUGCAUUAAGACGGCAUCUAACGAAUGCUUCUGCUUAAUAACAGUAGCGUGAAACCUUCAGGAAUUGCUAUAAUCCAACAUGCUGAAUUAAUUUCUUGCUUCGGCUAAAGUUUGAUGGUGCUUCUCAACGUAGAUCGACCAGCACUGUUCCUCUCUUCCAUUUUACUGUAUGUCUUAACACAUGUAGCAUUGAUUUUUGAAUGCCGGUAGUCAGAGUUUUGUGUGUGCGUGUGUGUGUAGCAUGUGAUAGAAACUGUACUUGAUGUUGAAUGAAAUUUGUGAAGGAUCCAUAUACCGGAGCAAGAUAAGCUUGUAGAGCAAACAGCAAAAAAUAAUAAUACAGAUGUAGAACGAUUAAAAAUGUCCAGGUUACAUUCAAAAAACAUGCUUUUUUUCUUGCUGUUGAGACUUUCAAAUAAUUGUAAGCACAUGUUUUGCUUUUUACUUCUUAAUUUAUUCUUGUUAAAUUCCUAAUACUUUAAUUUUGGAAGUCGUUUUACCUUAUAUUACAGUUUAAAUGCUCUUUUUUUAACAUGUAAACAGGAUAAUGUUUAAUUUAAAGUGCACCUAUGAUUAAAAUCAUCCUUUGUAAGCUGUUUGGACAGAACUAUAGUGUAGGUAUAGUGUCCACAGUCAUAUUGGAGUGAUAGAAACACAAGAAGUCUCUUUUUUUAUAUUUCCUGACGUUAAAAUAUGAUCCAAAUCCCUUUCAUUUUUAGGCCCACCGCAACGUGACAGAGAAGCGUGGUUUUCCCCACUCACUGAAUUGAAUGACAGCCGCUUUUUAACAUGUCUCCGCUUAUAAACAUAUCCACGAGAGAGAACCUGUGCUAAGCAACUAGGAUUAAAAGAUCCGUUCAGCUCUCUGUGAUCAUCUGUACCUCAAGAAUAAGUUUAACAAGUUUAAAACAUUUUUAGCUCGGUGCAUGUUUGAAAUAAAUACAGUAAAAUUGAUAUGUAAUUCAUCACCACAGCCGCAUGUCAGUACAAUUAUAAAAGAAGAUACUUCUAUCCUGGCUUGUAGAUGUUAAAUCAGGUUUAUUUUGUACAUUACAUAACAUAUGUCCAUAUAGAAGUGGAUAUUAAUGUGUAUCCUGUCACACUUACCAUGUAAAAACAUGCUUUAAACAUUGUAACAACAUUUUGUGUGACUCAUCUUUGCAGAAAAGCUUGAAUUAUCUCCACAACAAAUACAUCAAAUAAUCAUUGGGAAAGUUCUUACUUUAGUAUUCCUCACUUACGGUUUGUGAGAUCUGCUUGCUUAUUGUCUGUCACUGUGCUGUUUAUUUAAUGCAGCAUGAGAUGAAGACACACAUCAAAGCAAUAGGGAGUGAUCUCUGUGGCUCUGAUGGCAUGUGGUAAGGUUUGGUAGGGAGAACUAGCUCAUUUGAAUUAAAGGCACAGGCAACAAAAACAGCUACAAUGUGCUAAGAGCUGUACAUUCUAAUGUUCAUAAAGGUAUAAUAAAUAAUCUAAUGGGUGGGUAAAACUGAAACCUUACAGACACAUUCUAUAGACACUAAAGUUUUAUCUAAAAUCUUGAAAAAGGGGUAAAAUAGCUGCCCCUUAAGGUGGUACAGUAUGAGCACCUAUACAGUACAGUAUGUGAUAGUGUACAAUCUCUUUAGGCAAAGACAAAACACUAGAUUCAGAUCUUUUUAUUGACAUUUUAAAUAUCAAUAACACUGACUUCAAAAAGAUUUGGAAAAUCAAAGCAAUCCAAAAAUAACAUUAUGGAAAGUAUUUUAAUUUGACAUUUUAUUUUAUUAUUUUUUGUCCACUUAUUUACAACUAAUUAUCAAUAUUUCUGACAUUCCAAUGUUUUGAGACACUAUAAAUAUUACAGGCUGACCAAAUAAUAUUUGCUCUGAAAACAAGCUCUCUUUUUCUAUUCAAUUUACUCGUAUUCUUGUCUUUCAUUUGUGUCACCUGGAUAUGUCAUUGCCAGUUUUGUUUAGAUUCAUACCUCUUAAUGAAUAACUGUUUUAUUCCUGUUUGAUUGACUAUGAAAUCUAAUAGUAGAACGAUGUGGUGUUUCUAGCUUUAGCUGGUGGUGUUUUUGUAUUCGUUUUGUUUUAAGUUGCUCUUUAAUCAUUGGCACUACAAUCAGGGAAGACUCAAAGCGAGGGUCGACUCAUGCUUCUCUGCGGAUGAUUUUCGUUAUGUCUAGCUGUACAUGUUGUAAAUUAUCUAAGGACCCAUUUACUUCAAACUUAAGUGCUAACUUACACUGUUCUUUUUAAUAAAUGACAUUUGCCCA